Molecule: messenger RNA, 1024 nt
Organism: Anopheles aquasalis
Lineage: Eukaryota; Metazoa; Arthropoda; Insecta; Diptera; Culicidae
Gene: Sec61beta
Product: Sec61 translocon subunit beta
Biological process (GO): intracellular protein transport
Cellular component (GO): Sec61 translocon complex
Source: RefSeq, a predicted model, not a curated record
UUGUUUGUGUGUGUGUCGACGUGGCGGGACGUGGAAAUCGGUGGGUGGCCAACAUUUCGAAUUUCACAUUUCAUUUCGCGGAUCACUUUUCGGAUCAACUUUCCACCCCAACACACGUAGAUCGUUCCAUCGGUGCAGUGCCUCCAACGUUCCAGCAUUCCACGUAAAUAACGGUGCAACAUGCCUACUCCAGCGAGUGCUACGUCCGUGGGCAGCGGUAGCCGAUCACCGGCGAAGCCAACCUCGGCGCCCCGUGCGGCCGCCGGUGGUGCCAGCAACCUGAAGCAGCGCAAAACGACCACGACGACGACAGCGGCCCGGAACCGCACGACAGGCACCGGUUCCGGUGGCAUGUGGCGCUUCUACACCGACGACUCUCCCGGCAUCAAGGUUGGCCCCGUUCCGGUUCUCGUGAUGUCGCUGCUGUUCAUCGCCUCCGUUUUUAUGCUGCACAUCUGGGGCAAAUACACUCGCUCGUAAAGUGCGUGUUUGGUGUCGCUGUCUCAUCUGUUUAUUGCUAAGAUCCGAUACCUUCCCUCAGUUCAGUUCGUUGAAUAUUGUUUCCACAUCCGCAUUGAAGUUCAAAAGUUACUGUUCCAGUCUCCUCCCCGUCACCUUCCUUUACCGCGCCCGUGCUCCCUCCGAUUCCGCUCGUUGGCUUUGGAACUGCAAACUCUGAUAGAAAGCCUGACUCUGAGCGAAAGUGCAACGUGAGGGAGGGCACCGACGUGUCCUGUCUGUGGGUGCUUUCCAUGUUUCUGUGCGGCCAGCAGGGCAAUCGUCAGUGCGGCAUCAUCAUCAUCACCACCACCGCCAACAUCAAUGAUCGGAGAAUAUGACUGAGGCUUAUGUUCCACCGAUCUGCUGUGCCGAUCGACAUUUUUUUGGUUUGCUCCAUUGUCCGCAUCUCCCGUUGCCGCUCUGCUGGUUUCUAAUUUAAAUAUGAAAUUCUCUAGCUCAACGUAAGGCAAUCUUUAUUAUUACGUACGGAAAAGAGACAUAAUAUAAUUAUAUACAAAACCAG